CUAAUGUCAACUCAAACUAAUUUUUUGGAUUUAAAUUCCCAAAAAAAUUUCAGAAGAAACUAUGACUUUAACAAGAAUUCAGUUCCUUUUAAGGCUUCUUGCCAGCAGUUGCCAACACUAAAUGCAGUUUCACACUCCUUAGUUCCGAUUACAACGUUGGAUUGGGAGUAUUCCAAUUCUGCACAGCAGAGUAUCCAAAAUCUCUAUACUCAUUCAGAGCCAUACCUCAUAGAGUUUCCAAUGCAGCCCUAUUAUGCUUGUCAAGAACUGGAAGAAAUAGCAACUCCUGGAGAAAAGCAGAGUACUCCAAGAUCUCAUGGAUCUACUGUAAUACUCCCUCUACCAGAGCACACAAACUUGAGAGAAAAGAGAUCUUUUAGAGCUCCGGUGCCUGCUGAUAUUUCUACUUGGAGUAAAGACUUAGCAAUCCCAGAAGCUCGCUCAAACAACACUAGGGAUAUCAGCAAGGCCUUAAACUAUAUGUCUCCAAAGCAAAUGAAAGCCUCCAAUAAAAGCAGUUCUAAGAAAUCUAGUUGCUCACGAAGCUUUUGCUUAUGAGAUAUGACUAGAAGCCAGGCUAGUCUUGCGAAGAAAGUGGUGACUCCCAACAACAUGAGGUUCUUUAAAGAGCUCAGUCAUUACUACUACAAGAUUAAGCAAGAAAUUUCUCCAUCCAGCGGGAAUCCUUUUCCUAAAUAUGUCUGAAAACACAAAGGUUCUUGAAACAAAGAGUUUGAAAGAACAUGGAAUCUUUUGGAUCACUGCAGAACUCAUUUCGGAGUGAAGCCUUACAGCUGAGAUGUCUGUGGGCGAAAGUUCACCCAGAAGGGGAACAGAAACAAGCACAUGCUCAAACAUAAUAAUUGUUCUUAA
Molecule: messenger RNA, 873 nt
Organism: Moneuplotes crassus
Lineage: Eukaryota; Ciliophora; Spirotrichea; Euplotida; Euplotidae
Source: the annotation of a GenBank genome assembly